AUGCGGGGACUGUGUCAGAAGCACACCGAAGAUGCGUACGGACCGUGUGUGACCAACAGCAGCAACAUUGAGCCGGUAUCAUUCGACAAGACACAUCCUGCCUACGCUAAAAUGAUGGAAUUCUGCCCUCAUCUGCUAUCCGGUGAGUCAUCGAUACGAUUGUUUUCUUUUUGUGGCGAGCUCCGACUGGUUUGCCCCCCGGCUAUCCCAAAAGGACAUUUGUUAAGCGCAAACAAUGUCCCGAUGAGUGCAACACACUGGAAACUACAAAAACUAAUUGUAGCAUGGCAUGGGCUCAAAAACUAGUGCGCUUCAUUGGAUACAGUUUAUUACUCAUACGGAAGAAAUGAUGAUUUCAGGCGACAACAAAUUGUGCUGUACUCCCGCCCAAGCGGAAGGACUCACCAAACAGAUCGCCCAGGCCAGAAACAUUCUCGGAAGAUGUCCAUCGUGCUUUGAUAACUUUGCGAAGCUCUGGUGCGAGUUCACAUGCAGUCCGCGACAGCAAGACUUCGUUUCGGUCAGUUCCACCUGUCCUUUUUAGGCUCUUUUAAGUUCAAAUGACAUGCCCGUUUCGCAACGUUUGAGCUGAUUAGUGCAGCGGGAAAACGCAUAUUAUACUAUUUCUGAUAAGCGACCCUAACUAUGCAUUUGUGAGUCAGUAGACGACUCAUUGAUAGCGUCAUGCAAAAGCAAACAUAGUCUUAUGAAAAGAAAGAAGACGAAACUCGUUUUUUUCCAGAUUGUGGAGGCGAAACCGAUCGAAGCGAAGAAGGGGUUCACGCCGGAAUACCAGCCAGCCGAAGCCUAUGUGAACACUGUUGAGUACAGAUUGUCGACAGAUUUCGCUGAGGGAAUGUUCGCUUCCUGCAAGGAUGUCACGUUCGGAGGCCAACCGGCUCUCCGUGUCAUGUGCACAUCCACCCCGUGCACAUUGACCAAUUGGCUGGACUUCAUCGGAACGCAAAACCUCGAUCUGAACAUUCCAAUAUCAACAAAGUUCAUGCUCUACAAUCCGUCGAAAGUAGACUAUCCUGUUGAAACACCACAGAAACAAUGAUUAUCGGUUCCAGACCCCUGUCGCCGAUCGCGCAAGCUACAUGAGUGUCAACUUUACUGGGUGCAACCGAUCCGCGCGACCUGGCUGGCCGGCUUGUUCAAAGUCAGAGUGCGACAAAGAUGAGUAUGCUAAGAUGAUCAAUUUGGAUGAUGGCGAGGCUUCCGAUGUGAGUGGGGCAACGUAUUUUGUGGCUAGAAGCAUAAACUCCGUUUUGUGUGCAAAUAGAAUUAAACCAGAUCAUAAAAGCUGUAUCCAAUAUGGGAUCGAAAUUUAGUCUGACAUUCGUAAGUAAAUACCCACAAGUAGUGCUCCAGUAACUGUUUCGGUAACUUGUUUGUCGGCACUAUGAAGUGGCAAACCUCGCAACAUUCCAGGUCUUUGGUCAUAGUUCACUUCCAAGUUUCACAGCUCCCUGAGCUGUUUGGCAUUGGUCUUUCUUCCUAUUUACCAGGUUGAUUUUGUUACUCACUUGUGGACACAGAUUUUUUUGCGCUUCUUACAAAGAAAAGAUGGGGGAAGAGAGUGAGAUGAAGUGACGUUGUUGCGUAGGACAACAUAAAUAUCGCGAGGGUUCGGUGGUCAGAAAAAUGAACAGAGUGGAGAGUCAACAACAAAUAACACGAAGCAAAUAUAAGUUUUAUAGUAAAUGUGAUGAACAUUUGCGUGGGAGAUAUUGGAAAAAGGGACAAUGUGCAAAGUGUACGUUUUUCAGCAAUCGUGCAAUGUUCACGGCAUCGAAUGUCUCAAAAUCUUCAUUCUUCUCACUUUCAUCGCUUCUUUAGCAAUCCUGCUUUGUGUCGGCUUUGUGUUCACCUCGUAUGAUGAUGAAUAUGAGGUUGGAGGAGGAAAGAAAGAGUAAAUGAGGACAAAACGCUGAAUUUUAGAAUCUGCAGCAAGGGCGAGAGCUGGAGGAGCCUCCGAAGCACGGAAGAAUUAAGAGAACUGGAGCUUGGAUUCAAAACUUUAUGGAAAACAACGCGAGAGACAUUGGAGAGAUGGCCGGACGCAAUCCUAAGUCGCACUUUUUCAUUGGAUGCGGAAUCCUCAUCUUCUGUCUGCCUGGCAUGAUCUACCAUCAGGAAUCCACCAACGUCGUCGACAUGUGGUCCUCCCCCAAGUCCCGAGCCCGUCAAGAAGAGACAGUUUUCAAUGCAAACUUUGGGUAAGCAUGCAGUUGAAAACUAUGAAUAAACUAAAUGCGUGUUUGUUUCAGUCGCCCUCAAAGAUAUCAGCAAAUUAUGCUUCUCAGCCACCGUGAUUUCCAAACGAGCGGAAAGUUGUAUGGACCAGUGUUUCACAAGGACAUUUUUGAAGAGCUUUUCGACAUUUUGGGCGCAAUCAAGAACAUUUCGACUCAAGACGCUGAAGGCCGCACCGUCACUCUAGAUGACGUGUGCUACAGACCAAUGGGACCUGGAUUUGACUGUCUUAUCAUGUCGCCCACCAACUAUUUCCAAGUUGGUUUGCUGCGGAUACAUACAUUAUAGCAUCAUAUUUUUUUGCAGGGACUGAAAGAGAAUCUUGGUAUUGGUGGUAACAAAGCAGAAAGCGCGCCUGAAGAAGAUGACACAUUUGAUUAUUUCUCAUCUGAAGGCACCACUGACGAAUGGAUGAAUCAUAUGGCAGCUUGCAUCGAGUAGGUGGAAAAAACCAAACAAACUUUCAGAGGGGAAGAAUACUGGAAGUUAAAAUAUUAUUUUUUCAGGCAGCCAAUGUCACAGAAAACGAAAUCAGGACUCAGUUGCUUCGGAACUUAUGGUGGUCCCUCGGCCCCCAAUAUGGUUUUUGGAAGGAACACCAGCAAUUACCAUGCUGCAAACUCGGUCAUGAUGACUAUCUUGGUCACUCAGAGAACGGAACCGGAGAUUCUUAAAGCCGAGUUGUGGGAGAAGGAGUUUCUCAAGUUUUGCAAAGAAUACAGAGAGAAGUCAUCCAAAGUAACCUUCUCGUUCAUGGCUGAAAGAUCUAUAACUGUGCGUCAAAACUCCGUGUUCCUCCAAAAACAAGUACGAUUUUAGGAUGAAGUCGAAAAAGACGCCAAGGAUGAGAUCGUCACUGUUGUCAUCGCACUGGCUUUCCUGAUCGGCUACGUCACCUUCUCCCUCGGUCGCUACUUUGUGUGUGAAAAUGAGCUGUGGUCGAUCCUCGUGCACUCCAGACUCUGUCUCGGAAUGCUCAGUGUCAUUGUGAACCUGCUCAGUUCGUUCUGUUCCUGGGGAAUCUUCUCGAUGUUCGGCAUCCAUCCCGUCAAAAACGCAUUGGUUGUGCAAUUCUUCGUCGUCACACUUCUCGGAGUUUGCCGCACAUUCAUGGUUGUCAAGUACUAUGCCCAGCAACGCGUUCUCAUGACGUUCAAGUCACCGGACCAGUGCCCGGAAGUCGUGGGAAUGGUUAUGGCGGGGACUAUGCCGGCCAUGUUCAGCAGUUCCCUGGGAUGUGCUUUUAGCUUCUUCAUCGGUAACCCAAACAAUUUGUGCCUUUUAGACAAAACCAUCGCUUCCAGGUGGUUUCACAGAUCUCCCGGCUAUCCGCACGUUCUGCCUCUACGCAGGACUUGCAGUUCUGAUUGACGUCGCCCUUCACUGCACGAUCUUCCUCGCACUUUUUGUGUGGGAUACGAAGAGAGAACUGAACGGACAGCCAGAAUUCUUCCUUCCCUACAAAAUCAGAGAUCUGCUUGGAGCUUACUUGAUUGGCCGUCAGAGAGCUACUGAUACGUUCAUGACUCAGUUCUUCCACUUUCAAGUUGCUCCUUUCUUGAUGCAUAGAUUGACACGUAUCGUUACUGUAAGUCACGAUUGGAUUGCGUUUACGAUUUACGAAGAUAAUUGUAGGGAGUUGUCUUCAUUUUCUCUUUUGCUGCCACUAUCUACCUCUCCAGCAAAAUCGAGAUCGGUUUUGAUCAGAGCAUGGCCUUCACCGAGGUACAUAAAUCUACACGGCAGAAACUCAAAACACAUUAGCCUCCCUUUUCAGAAAAGUUACAUCAGCACUCAUUUCCGUUAUCUGGACAAGUACAUCGACGUCGGACCACCAGUGUAUUUCACGGUUGAUGGAGAGUUGGACUGGCAUCGGCCGGAGGUUCAGAACAAGUUCUGUACUCUUCCCGGAUGCAGUGACACUUCGCUCGGAAACAUCAUGCACUACGCUGUCGACCACACUGAGCAGACGUUUCUGUCUGGCGAGAUGUACAACUGGAUUGACAACUAUCUCGAAUGGAUCUCCCGCAAAAGCCCGUGCUGCAAAGUCUACGUUCACGAUCCUAGCGCUUUCUGCUCGACCAAUCGAAACAAGUCCUCUCUGGAUGACAGAGCGUGUCGCAGUUGCAUGGAUUACGAUGAUGUCGCCAAUUCGUACCCAUCGGACUCUAUUCUGCACCACAGACCGUCCGUUGACGUUUUUUAUCGUCAUCUGAAGCAUUUUCUGGAAGACACUCCCAACUCUGAGUGUGUUUUCGGGUAAGCUCUCCCACCUUCUGUUCAGGAAUGAUAAACUUGUUUCAGUGGCCGAGCUUCGUUCAAGGACGCUAUCAGUUUCACGGCGCGCGGAACAAUCCAGGCAUCUCACUUCAUGACGUUCCACAGGAAACUCUCGAUCAGCAACUCCACUGACUUCAUCGUUGCCAUGGAGCGCGCUCGUAUGGUCGCUCGCCGUCUUGAAAGGGCAAUUGAUGACACCGCCCAUGUAUUUGCAUACAGCAAAACCUUUCCAUUCUACGAGCAAUACUCCACCAUCCUGCCCAUUCUGACCACCCAACUGAUUAUCACCGUCGUUGGAGUCUUCGGAAUCAUCUGCAUUACCCUUGGUAUCGACGUGAAAGGAGCUGCAUGCGCUGUCAUCUGCCAAAUCUCCAAUUAUUUCCAUAUCGUCGCAUUUAUGUACCUCUUCGACAUCCCGGUGAACGCUCUUUCUGCCACGAAUCUUGUCAUGUCCUCCGGAAUCCUGAUUGAAUUCUCGGUAAAUGUUCUGAAGGGAUACGCUUGCUGCACGCGUCAGCGCGCUAAAGAACGGGCGGAAUCUUCGGUUGGAAGCAUUGGGCCGAUCAUUCUCUCGGGUCCGGUGGUCACCAUGGCCGGAUCGACUAUUUUUCUCUCUGGUGCUCAUCUCAAGAUCAUUACGGUUUGUUGCAAAUCGGAAGAUAUGUAGAGAAACUAAAAUGAUCUCAAUUUCAGGUUUACUUCUUCAAACUCUUUCUCAUCACUAUUGUCUGCAGUGCUGUUCAUGCCUUAAUCAUUUUGCCCAUCUUACUCGCUUUUGGUGGUUCCCGUGGCCACGGAAGUUCGGAUACUACUCUCAAUGAGAACGACGAUCAAGGAGCGGAAGUGUGCAUGUUGUACGUCAUCGUCAUCCAAACAUGUGAACUAUGCCGCUUUUCAGGUCACCGGCUCGAGAGACUCACAUCACAAACGUGGAAAGCGGCUCGCCAAACCGUCCAGCCAUCCUUGACACCACUCACUUGCUGGACCCUCUUCUCAAAACUGAGACUGACGAGGAAAAAGCUCUGGGUAACCUUGUUCACGCUGAUUCCUCAAAUCAAGCAUACAUCUUGCAGAUAUCGUCACAAUUGACCGAUCUUUGCCGCCAACGCCAUCGUCGCUGCCGUGUUCAUCUUCCCGCCUUCCAAAACACAUCGAGCUAGAUCUCCAUUCGCUGUAG
Molecule: messenger RNA, 5716 nt
Organism: Caenorhabditis sp. 36 PRJEB53466
Lineage: Eukaryota; Metazoa; Nematoda; Chromadorea; Rhabditida; Rhabditidae
Source: the annotation of a GenBank genome assembly